AGCUGAAAAUAUACCCGGAAGUACGGAGUACGACUCAAUGGCUAGCCAGAAAUAGAAACAGUGGAGUGUAAACAUCACUUGUUAAUGAAUCACUGUGACUGUGGAAACAUUUGAGAAGCAAUUGGCAAUAUUAGUAAUUUUGUCUUUCAACGUUACGUGUGGUGUUGAAGGUGCAGGUUGAACCGUCGCAGAUCCCCGGAACUGUUUUGUUUUGCUUCUUUGGAAGUCAAGUUUUUCCCCCGAACCAGCAGCGACCAAACAGACGUGAGCAUGUUCAAGAGCGGGCCGAGCUACACCAAGCUGAAAACCAACCUGAGGCUGAUCAUCAACAGGCUCAAGUUACUGGAGAAGAAGAAGACAGAGAUGGCUCUCAAGUCCAGGAAGGAAAUUGCAGACUACAUCUCGGCUGGGAAAGAGGACAGGGCCCGCAUACGUGUAGAACAUAUCAUCAGAGAAGACUACCUAGUGGAAGCCAUGGAGCUGCUGGAAAUGUACUGCGACUUGCUCCUGGCUCGAUUUGGUCUCAUACAGACACAAAAGGAGCUAGACCCAGGGCUAGAAGAAGCAAUUGCAAGCAUCAUCUGGGCAACCCCACGACUGCAAGCUGACGUCCAAGAGCUGAAGUCAGUGGCGGAGGAGUUUUCUCACAAAUAUGGCAAGGAGUUUGCCCAAGCCUGUAGAGGAAACCAGCUCAGUAAUGUCAGCGAAAAGGCGUACCCAGGGUCUGUCCCCGCAGGAAGUGUCCCGACCGCCAUGACAGGCGCGCCCCCACCACUUCCCAACCAGGGUCCGCACGGAGCAGGGGGAUCGUUCACACCGUACCCGACCCCCCCUCCCUACGCGGCAGGUGCCCACUCCGCGCCCCCGGCCCCACCCAGCUUUGACCAGCUGUACGACAACAACCUCAGCGUGAAACCGGCCCAUCCGCCGGGCCCCAGUGUCUCCGCCGCGUCUGCUCCUCCCCCCGGAGGAGAUGACAUGUUCCCAGACCUGCCGGCCGUUCCCAGCAACACUCUCCCUGACCUUGGCCACUCUGUCGGGGGCGACUCUGCGGGCGGGGAGGACGUCGACUUUGACGAUUUAACGCGGAGAUUUGAACAGCUCAAGAAAAAGAAAUAGACGCCCAAGUUGUGAUGCAUGUUUUUUUGUAUAUAUUGUAUUGGUGUCUCUCAUUACCGCUACCUGAAACAACUUUUUUGGUAAUCUUUAGUCAGUCUUGGCGCUCGUAUGACCUUAUGCAGUUGGGAGCGCCGUAAACCCUCUGCUAAAACUAAAAAAUCUUUAGUCAUUUGAAAAUGUUUUCUCAAAGUUUGUUUUGAACUGGUGACUGAGUGGAAGCAUGUCCCGUGAUUGUCUGUGGAGUUGUUGCCAACCGGUACCUUGUGAUCCCUGUGUUGAUUUGAUGGCACAGUUUGUAUCAUUGCAUUGAUUGUUUACGACAUAAACAUUUACAACCAAACUUGA
Aplysia californica (California sea hare) is the source of this 1464-nucleotide messenger RNA. Its product is annotated as IST1 homolog. The record is from RefSeq and is a predicted model, not a curated record. Gene Ontology annotation, biological process: protein transport. Lineage: Eukaryota; Metazoa; Mollusca; Gastropoda; Aplysiida; Aplysiidae.